AUGCUGGUUGAAGGUAUUCGUGAUAUUCAUGAUAGAGGCUAUGUUCAUUGUGAUCUCAGGCCAGAAAAUAUCCUUGUUUAUUCUGAUAUGUAUGGUUCUAUUAGAAGUCUAAAGAUUGCUGAUUUUGGCCCGACUAUUGGACCUGGAGAAAAAGAUACGACAGAGUUAGAGCCUUGGAUGCUAGAUUUUCCAGGAACAGCAGUUUACAUGCCACCUGAAUCUGUUACUGAUGAGAAAAUCAGAGCUGCGCUAUAUAUAUGGUCGCUAGUGUGCAUUUUUCGUGAGAAGAUCACCGGGAAACUACCAUGGGAAUAG
Durio zibethinus is the source of this 315-nucleotide messenger RNA. The record is from RefSeq and is a predicted model, not a curated record. Lineage: Eukaryota; Viridiplantae; Streptophyta; Magnoliopsida; Malvales; Malvaceae.